Molecule: messenger RNA, 1875 nt
Organism: Rhipicephalus microplus (southern cattle tick)
Lineage: Eukaryota; Metazoa; Arthropoda; Arachnida; Ixodida; Ixodidae
Biological process (GO): anterior/posterior pattern specification; regulation of transcription by RNA polymerase II
Cellular component (GO): nucleus
Molecular function (GO): DNA-binding transcription factor activity, RNA polymerase II-specific; RNA polymerase II cis-regulatory region sequence-specific DNA binding
Source: RefSeq, a predicted model, not a curated record
AUGGAAGGCGACGUUUCCAGCUAUGUCGAGACCGCCAUGUUUCAAAGUGCUACAUGUCCGGUCCGCGUGGGUCCGCGCCCUCCUCUCCGGGACGGCGGUGCCCCGUGGCAAGUCGAGAAGGCGCGCCGUGACGGGCCGCGCAAUGCUGACGGCCUCGACUCCUCCGAUCGGCAGCGGUUCGUCAUGACCUCGUACUUCGGCAACCUGAGCCCGGGCGCGACAGGCUGGCCCACCGGCGCCCAGGACCCGCACCUCUACGCCCCGUCCAAGUACUCGGCCGCGCCGGCAGGUUACGUCGACACACCCGGAGCCCACCACCACCAGUACGCGGCGGCUGCGGCCGCAGCUGCCGCCGCCGCAGCGGCAUCGGCGACCUUCGGCUCCGGCGGCCGCUACCCGUACUCGGGCCGCUUCGAUGCAGCUCCCAAGGGACUCGGAUACGAUGCCCACCAGCACCCGAUGUCGCCGUCCCAUCCCCACCAUCACCACCAUGGCCAUCCGCAGCACGCUCACCACCAAUCCCUGGGUUUGCCGCCUUCUCACCACCAUCACAACAUGCUGCCGCAGCAGCAGCAACCCGGGGCGGCGUGCUACGAGCCCCCAAACGUGGCUCCGUACUACUCGGCCGCUGUUCCUGCCAGGCCUCCUCCCGAGACGCACGCCCACGUGGCCCCGACGUCGGCGGCGGUCGCCUCGAAGGAGUACGGCAAGCCGACCAGCACCGUCUCUCCCUUCGCUGCCAUCGUCAAGCCGCAGCAACAACAGCCUCAGCAGCAGGCGACGCAGUUCCCGGGCCAGAGUUCGGCGGCUUCGAGUCCAGUGGCGGCGACUCCCGGUAGCAACGGCGCGGGAUCGCAGCCCGACGGCAACGGUCCCGGCACUCCCGAGAGCUACGCCGGGAGCGCUGGCAGCGCGGAGCCGGUUUCCGGGAACGAGCGCCAGGGGUCUCCCACGAACGCGCAGUCUCCAAGCAAGACGGACAACUUCUACCCGUGGAUGAAGUCGUACUCAGAUUCCUCGCAAGGACCCAAGCGGACGCGGCAGACUUACACCCGAUACCAGACCCUGGAGCUGGAGAAGGAGUUCCACUUCAACCGCUACUUGACGCGGCGCCGGAGGAUAGAGAUCGCGCACGCCCUGGGCCUGACCGAGCGCCAGAUCAAGAUCUGGUUCCAGAACCGGCGCAUGAAGGCCAAGAAAGAAAACAAGCUUCAAGGCGGACUCCUCGUUCCAAAGCCUGGAAACGAACUAGUUAGUGUGCUUCAGGACUCCAAGGGGCUCGGUGCGACCAUGCUGGACAGUGUGGUUUACAGCUGAAGAGAGGAGCAUGUGCGCGCCCGACGUAACAUCGUGGUGUGCAACCCGCUUCGCAAAGUGUACGCGCGCGUGCGCACUGAAUGUGUGUCUGUGUGUCAGUGUCAAGUCAUGUGUACAUUUCCAUCGUCCUUAAAUACACCAAGCACCUUCCUCACGAAACGCGGGAACAAGCGAGAAUGACGGUUUGAGAGCAUCAGAGCACAGGUUUCUUUUGUGUGUGCGUCGAUGCACCGCGUACCGCUGGCGGGCAAAGUACAAAGCAUAUGCCAUUGAUCGCAGCAACGCUUAUCGUAUAGCUGUGACGAUAUGUUGUAUGAGCAAUCACCGGAACUCCGAAACUCGAGCACAUAAAAACUGAACGUAGAAAAUGAAUGCGGACGGUGGGAGAACUUGCCUACUUCCGCGACACGGCUCGUAGGAACGAACAAUAGUUGGCACGAUAACACUUCGGCAUGCUGUUUGAAGCCAACAGGCGAGAAGCUUGCAGCCAAAACCAGGAAAACAAGGAAACGGACGGCUGCACGGAAAGUCACGAGCGCUACCGAGAUAAGUUCGCCG